AACACCAGCCUCCACCUGCUGGGGGUGCCAUACCUGAAGAGGCUGGCGCACCUGUACGAGUCCCUGUACCAGGAGUUCUACGUGCUGUGGAUCACGCUGAUGGUGGUGAACACGCUCAUGUUUGUAGUCGGCGUGGUCCUGAACAGCCUGGCCCUGUACGUGUUCUGCCAGCGCAGCCGCUCUCGGACCACGCCGGCCAUUUACACCAUAAACUUAGCGGUGGCCGACCUGCUGGUGGCGCUGUCGCUCCCGGCCCGCAUUGCGCUCUACCACAGCGGCGGUGACUGCGUGGCUUGUUUCUACAUGCACACGUUCAGCUACUUCGUCAACAUGUACUGCAGCAUUUUGUUUCUCACGAGCAUCUGCGUGGAUCGCUAUAUGGCGGUGGUGCGUUCGGCGGGAAGUCGUUGGCGGAGCCCCACGGUUGCGAAAAGCGUGAGCGUUUGCGUCUGGCUGUUCGCCGUCGUAGUCACGUACUCCCUUCAGACAUCUGCGCUGGAGUUUAACAGAGCGUCUUGCUGUCGUGCCGCCGUGCUUUUCACCCUCACUGUUCUGGAGUUCGUCCUGCCGCUGCUAGUAAUCGCAACGUUUACGAUCCGCGUCGCCUGCGCGCUCACGGAUGGUCGGCUCAUGCCGCAGAGCUUGGGUCGGCGUGCGCGUGCCGUCCGGCUGCUCGUUGCUGUGCUGCUGGUGUUCACCGUGUGCUUCACGCCGUAUCACGUGCGCGAGGCCGUGGUGUAUUUCCAGCUAGGGGGCAGCAGAGAGCAGCAUGUGGUGGCAUAUCACGUGACCAUCACGCUCAGCAGUCUGAACAGCUGCCUGGAUCCUGUGGUUUACUGCUUUGUGCCUGAUAGUUUCCGCUCUGCAUUGCGGAGAGUACAGAAGAAGAGAUUCAGAGAGCUUCCGAUGGCCAUCAAGGGAAACAGGGGCAGCAAAGCUGCAGGAACCCCGAGCGCCAUCGCGUACAGCGUCGCAACGCUCACACCCUACAUACUGCCAGCCAGAGACAUUCCCACCUGAAAUGAAACAUUC
This is a messenger RNA of Sinocyclocheilus rhinocerous, 1032 nucleotides long. Its product is annotated as G-protein coupled receptor 20. Gene Ontology annotation, molecular function: G protein-coupled receptor activity. The annotation marks the transcript as partial. Gene Ontology annotation, biological process: positive regulation of Rho protein signal transduction; phospholipase C-activating G protein-coupled receptor signaling pathway. The transcript has a single exon. The record is from RefSeq and is a predicted model, not a curated record. Gene Ontology annotation, cellular component: plasma membrane. NCBI's taxonomy places the organism in Eukaryota, Metazoa, Chordata, Actinopteri, Cypriniformes, Cyprinidae.